Messenger RNA from Cimex lectularius (bed bug), 3582 nucleotides. It is a transcript of the gene Drp1, whose product is annotated as dynamin-1-like protein. The coding region runs from base 302 to 2425 and encodes 707 amino acids. The transcript is spliced from 13 exons. Gene Ontology annotation, molecular function: GTP binding; microtubule binding; GTPase activity. Gene Ontology annotation, biological process: mitochondrial fission. Lineage: Eukaryota; Metazoa; Arthropoda; Insecta; Hemiptera; Cimicidae. The record is from RefSeq and is a predicted model, not a curated record. Gene Ontology annotation, cellular component: membrane; microtubule; mitochondrion.
UUUCUGGUGAAAGGCGGGCUCAGCUUAUCAAUUCCCCCUCCGUUUCUACGAUAGAUUUCCGUUGGAGUUGGUAUGACUGGUGAGGUUUGUUUUCUCUGAGGGUUUUCGUAUGUUUUUCACUCUUUUUCGAAGAUCGGGUGAAAAAAGAAUCCCGCAUUGAAAACCGGGGCGUUCGAGGGGGGCCCAUCGCUUCAUUUAUGUUCAGUGUAUCUUCAGAGGUCGUCUUCAAAGCCGUACUCCACUUCGGCCCUUUCUAAAAAUAAAUAACGAUUUUUGUUGGAAACCCUUUUCGCCGGCCGAGAUGGAAGCCCUGAUACCCGUGAUCAACAAACUUCAAGACGUCUUUAACACAGUCGGAGCGGACGCGAUUCAACUGCCGCAGAUCACCGUCGUCGGGACGCAGAGUUCUGGGAAGAGCUCGGUGAUCGAGAGCCUUGUCGGGAGGUCGUUCCUGCCGAGAGGUACCGGGAUUGUCACCAGGACUCCGCUCAUCCUACAGCUCAACUAUUGCCCCAAAGAUGACAAAGAGAAGAGGUCACAGGAAGAAGGUACUUUAAAUGUGGAUGAAUGGGCUGUGUUCCUGCACAAGAAAUCGAAAGUGUAUACUGAUUUUGAAGAAGUGAGGACAGAGAUCGAGGCCGAAACCAGCAGAAUGGCUGGGCAUAACAAAGGAAUAUGCUCUGAACCUAUUGUACUUAAAAUUUAUUCACCAACUGUGUUAAACCUAACCCUUGUAGACCUUCCGGGCUUAACAAAGGUUCCUGUUGGAGAUCAGCCGGAAGAUAUAGAAAAUCAAAUUAGGAAAUUAGUCUUGCACUAUAUUGGCAAUCCAAAUUCGAUUAUUUUGGCUGUUGUCACUGCAAACACUGACAUGGCGACCAGUGAGAGCUUAAAAAUUUCCAAAGAUGUAGACCCAGAAGGUCGACGAACUUUAGCUGUCGUUACAAAAUUAGAUUUAAUGGAUGCAGGUACUGAUGCUAUUGAUAUAUUGUGCGGAAGGGUUAUCCCAGUGAAACUGGGAAUUAUUGGUGUUGUCAACAGAUCGCAACAAGAUAUUAUGGAUAAAAAGACAAUCAAAGAUGCUUUGCGGGAUGAGGGCAUGUUUUUACAAAAGAAAUAUCCUACUUUGGCGAACAGGAAUGGAACCCAUUACUUAGCUAAAACAUUAAAUAGACUAUUAAUGCAUCACAUAAGAGACUGUUUACCUGAUCUUAAGACUCGUGUAAAUGUUAUGGUGUCCCAAUUUCAAGCUCUGUUGAAUUCCUAUGGAGAUGACGUAUCUGAUAAGAGUCAAAUGUUGUUGCAAAUAAUUACAAAAUUUGCAUCUGCAUAUUGUUCCACGAUUGAGGGAACUGCUAGAAAUAUAGAAACAUCUGAACUGAGUGGAGGAGCCAGAAUCUGCUAUAUAUUUCAUGAAACAUUUGGUAAAGCUCUCGAUUCAAUACAUCCUUUGUUUGGAUUGAGCAAACGAGACGUUCUCACUGCCAUUAGAAACGCUACCGGACCUCGGCCAGCUCUCUUUGUUCCAGAAGUGUCCUUUGAACUGCUAGUAAAGCGGCAAAUAAGAAGAUUAGAGGAGCCUUCCUUAAAAUGUGUAGAGUUGGUUCAUGAAGAACUUCAAAGUAUUAUACAGCACUGUGGGACGGAAUCUCAGCAAGAAAUGAUCAGGUUUCCUAAAUUGCAUGAAAGAAUCAUUGACGUAGUUACUCAACUCUUACGCCAGAGACUACCAACAACAAAUGAAAUGGUUAAAAAUCUCGUUGCUAUUGAACUUGCUUAUAUCAAUACAAAACAUCCAGAUUUUCACAAGGAGGCAGCUCUUGUUCCUUCAUUAAUGGAAUCACUAGACGAUGAUGAUAAUAGAAGUUAUCCCCCACAUUCGAAUCGUAGACAACAUGGAAUGAACAAUUUGACGUAUGAAGAAAGACAGAGGAGCCAUUCUUUAAACCGCCACCAAGAGAUGUUAAAUGAUAAGUCACCAACUCUUAACGAAAAUGCUACCCAAGAUCCAUCGUCGAGUCACUCUUCUGCUUCGACGCCCUCUCAUCAAACGAGUCCAACCAAAGGUUUAAACUUAACAGAACCACAGAUGACAGUGGGAAGAAAACUUUCAGAAAAAGAACAAAAGGAAUGCGGAGUUAUCGUUUCUGUUCUAGAACGGUUAAUCAAAUCUUACUUCUACAUCGUCAGAAAGUCAAUUCAAGACAGUGUGCCCAAGGCCGUAAUGCACUUUUUAGUAAAUUAUGUUAAAGACAAUAUACAGUCUGAACUAGUCACACAUCUGUACAAGUCAGAUCAAGCGGAAGAACUUUUAAAUGAGUCAGAACACGUUGCCCAAAGAAGGAAAGAAGCCAGUGAUAUGCUUAAGGCUCUUCAGAAAGCAAAUCAUAUUAUCAGUGACAUUAGGGAGACUCACGUUUGGUGAUUUGGAAACAAUCUGGUAGCAAAUGCUAGUUUAUAUAAUUUGGUUUUUGAUAUUAAUUAUAAUUUUUCAAAAAUGAAUUAAUCCAUGUUAUGGACAAUUUAAACCAUUUGGCAUUCAUUCAUUCAAAAUUAAAACAUUGCAACAAAAAAAUAAAAAAAUAAAUCAAUGCCAAUUUCAAUUGAAAACUUUCAUAUAAAGCAGUAGGGAAACGUCCUUAUACGAUGGUGGAUAUUCAUGAUAAUUUAUUCAAGUUAAAACUGUACGCCCCGAUAUUGAGUGGCAAAAGUGGAGAAUGUUAUUUUUGUCUGGAAAAACAUAUUCUUUAUACAAUUGAGCAUUCUCACAUUUGGAUUUAAUAAUUGUACAUUGCAUUUCACUGUCCCAAUAAUAUUAAUACAUAAUUAUUUAUUGUUAUAAAUACAGUGAUUUUCAGUUGUUAAAGUACAUUUUAUUUUUAUUAUUCAUUAAUUAAUUAUUAAAGAACGUAAUUCCCUUGUUUAAUCGGUUCAAAGUUUGUUUAAAAAGCAUCAAUGCGGACACAGUCCUGGAACCUUAUAUCAGAUGAAUGUAUAAGAACGUAUAUAUUAAUUUUACAUACAAAUAAAUUUUAAAUAAAUUCAAUUUUCAUAAAUUCUCCAAAAUAAAGCUUUUUAGAAUAUGUAGAGAUUUAAUGUUCUGAAAAUUGUUUCCUGGGUUAAAGCAGUAAUACUUGAUCCAGUUGCAAAAUAUAUAUUUUGUUUAAUGUAUUAUUAUUACGUUUAAUUCCAUAUAUUAAUCCUGCUUCUUUGUAUGAAAUCGUUCAAAUAAAGAAUCUGUCAACAAUGCAAUAUUUAAUCAUUAUCCAUACUAGUACUUCUUAUAGGAUGAAAAUUUCUGUUUUAUUAUGAUUGUAUAUUAUUUAAAAGAACGAUGAAAGGAUUUAGUAAAUGUUAUUUAUUAAUGGAGAAACCAAAUUUUUGUCUUUGAUUUUAAGUGUUAUUGGCACUUUAAAAUUAAAAACCUGUAGUCCAAUUUGUUGAUGUGCAACAGUUAGUAUUUUUUGCGUUUAUAUUACUUAUUUUUAAUAGAUUGUAGUUCGUUUUUAUGAAUUAUAGAUGGAUCUAUAAUGGUGUAGUCAUAUCUAAGAGUUGUUGAAUCGAAACGGUUAUUGCAGAAAA